CAGAGACAGGCAGACUCCUGACUCCUUCCAAACUCCAGAAUUACUGAAAAAAAUAGGAUUUCCUUAAAAAAGGAAACCACUUUAAGGAGAGAAGUCUCUAAGCGUAGCUAUUCCCUUUAAAAUAGACUGCCAGCUAUAUCAUAGAUAUCAGUAAAUGGAUUCCACCAGAAAGAACAUGAAUAUGGUCACUUUAAAGACUGCUAAGAAGCUCAGACUCAGCCCCGUUUUAUGGAGGCCCUGGAUGCCCACAGCCAGGGAUGGUGAAAUGACAGAGAAUCAACAAAUGUCACAACCAGAUGGUCAGCUAACAAAUUUUAGAUCAAAAGGAGCCCUGGGGUUUCAACAUCCAGUGAGACUUUAUUUGCCUAAAUCCAAAUGCCAAAAGUUUCUUAAUAACAUUGGAGAGAAGGUUCUGGCUAACUUUCCAGUACAAGCGACAAUUCACUUCUACAAUGAUGACACUGACUCUGAAGAAGAUGAGGAAGAAACCAGUUCCGCCUAGUAACUAAAAAUUACUAGCCUUUCCAAAUACAUAAUUAAAAAAUUAAGAAAGGAAUUAAAAGGAACUGUCAAGAAUGUCUGUACAAACAUCUGACUGAAGAAAGAAGCACAUCAAAGCUCAUAUGAAGACUAUUUAUAGCUAACUAAAUAAGAAGAAUGAGUCAGUGCAACUGGAAACAGAGGAAAUCCUUUUGUGUUUCAAAAGACUUUUAAAUAAA
Messenger RNA from Tympanuchus pallidicinctus (lesser prairie-chicken), 719 nucleotides. It is a transcript of the gene RIPPLY3, whose product is annotated as ripply transcriptional repressor 3. Gene Ontology annotation, biological process: negative regulation of transcription by RNA polymerase II; embryonic pattern specification. The transcript is spliced from 4 exons. The coding region runs from base 155 to 502 and encodes 115 amino acids. The record is from RefSeq and is a predicted model, not a curated record. Gene Ontology annotation, cellular component: nucleus. NCBI's taxonomy places the organism in Eukaryota, Metazoa, Chordata, Aves, Galliformes, Phasianidae.